Messenger RNA from Anopheles nili, 288 nucleotides. RefSeq names its product small integral membrane protein 12-A. The coding region runs from base 22 to 288 and encodes 88 amino acids. Lineage: Eukaryota; Metazoa; Arthropoda; Insecta; Diptera; Culicidae. The record is from RefSeq and is a predicted model, not a curated record. The transcript is spliced from 2 exons.
UCCUGUCAAAACAAAGCAAGCAUGUGGCCGCUGAUUAUGCAAUUCCUCCGGUCUAAUGCCGCAUACAUCACGCUGCCGAUAGCAACGUUAGUUGGCGUGAUUGGAUACAACAUUGAAGGUCUGCUGUCGGAUAAAUACACACCGUACAGCGCCUCCAUUCAAGAGAAACGAGCCGAACGUAUUACUGAAGAUGAAAAGUUAAAAGCAGCUACUGACGUUGAAAAACUAGUUUACAGAGAGAAUGUGCUUGGGCGAAAUCUCUCACCUUCCCUUGAAAAAGGCAAAUAA